AUGACCACCGUGCGCCACCCCCGCACCCGCCGUCUCCUCCAAAUCGCGCGCUACCUCCUCCAAAUCGCGCGCUACCUCCCGCAGACCGCACCAGCGCGCACCGCACCACAUCACCACCGCGCCUCCGCUGUCGCCAUGCCGCGCCGCUCCAACACCACCGGCGUGCGGGAGCGCCCUAGCGGCGCGUUCUAUGCGGAGAACCGUUCCGGGCCGGAACGGAUCAACCUCGGCACGUACGAGACGGCGCACGAGGCGACGCGCGCCUACGACGUGGCGGCUUGGCGCCUCGGCCGCCCGCACGCGGAGAUGAAUUUUCAUGACGUCUGGAUGCAAGAGCAGGCGGAGGAUCUGGCGCCGCCUCCGCGCCUCUUCACCGACGAGGACAAGCUCCGCCACAAGAUGCUACAGCGGCAGCUCUACCAUGCCUUCGAGGACGAGCGCCUCAUGGCCGAGUGGAAGAGGCGCCGCCCAGAGGACAUCCAGGAGAUGCGCGCCUUCUACGUCGAGCACAAGGCGGUGCAGAAGGCGAGCCGCGUCGCGAGGAGGAAGGAUAAAGCAGAGCUCCACGCCUUCAUCCUGGCGCAGGAGGCCGGCCCUCAGACGAUCAGCGACAAUGACGACAUGUGGUAG
Lolium rigidum is the source of this 630-nucleotide messenger RNA. RefSeq names its product ethylene-responsive transcription factor 13-like. Lineage: Eukaryota; Viridiplantae; Streptophyta; Magnoliopsida; Poales; Poaceae. Bases 1 to 630 code for a protein of 209 amino acids. The record is from RefSeq and is a predicted model, not a curated record. The transcript has a single exon. Gene Ontology annotation, biological process: regulation of DNA-templated transcription. Gene Ontology annotation, molecular function: DNA-binding transcription factor activity; DNA binding.